Messenger RNA from Salvelinus namaycush (lake trout), 1426 nucleotides. Its product is annotated as inward rectifier potassium channel 2-like. The record is from RefSeq and is a predicted model, not a curated record. The transcript has a single exon. Gene Ontology annotation, biological process: potassium ion import across plasma membrane; regulation of monoatomic ion transmembrane transport. Gene Ontology annotation, cellular component: plasma membrane. Bases 1 to 1278 code for a protein of 425 amino acids. NCBI's taxonomy places the organism in Eukaryota, Metazoa, Chordata, Actinopteri, Salmoniformes, Salmonidae. Gene Ontology annotation, molecular function: inward rectifier potassium channel activity.
AUGGGAAGUGUGCGAGCCAACCGCUACAGCAUAGUGUCUACCGAGGAGCACGGCAUGAAGUUGGCCACUGUGGCAGUGCCCAACGGGUACGGCAAGGGCAAGGUGCACACGAGGCACCAGCCCCAGAGCCGCUUUGUCAAGAAGGACGGUCACUGCAACGUGCAGUUCAUCAAUGUCUCUGAGAAGGGCCAGCGUUAUCUCGCCGACAUCUUUACGACCUGUGUGGACAUCCGCUGGCGGUGGAUGUUCGUCAUCUUCUGCCUAGCGUUCCUCCUGUCGUGGCUGUUCUUCGGCUGUGUCUUCUGGCUGGUCGCCAUCUUCCACGGGGACCUGGAGAACGACGCCCAGAAGUGCGUCUCCAACGUUAGUAGUUUUACCGCAGCCUUCCUCUUCUCCAUCGAGACCCAGACCACCAUCGGCUAUGGCUACCGCUAUGUAACCGACGAGUGUCCUGUGGCGGUCUUCAUGGUGGUCUUCCAGAGCAUUGUGGGCUGUAUCAUUGACGCCUUCAUCAUCGGCGCCGUCAUGGCCAAGAUGGCCAAGCCCAAGAAGAGGAACGAGACGCUGGUGUUCAGCCACAACGCUACAGUGGCCAUGAGGGACAACAAGCUGUGUCUAAUGUGGCGCGUGGGGAACCUGAGGAAAAGCCACCUUGUGGAGGCCCACGUUCGGGCACAGCUCCUCAAGUCGCGCACCACUGCAGAGGGGGAGUUCAUCCCUCUGGACCAAGUGGACAUCGACGUGGGCUUCGACAGCGGAGUCGACCGUAUCUUCCUGGUGUCCCCCAUCACCAUCGUCCACGAGAUCAGCGAGGACAGCCCAUUCUAUGACAUGAGCAAGCAACAGCUGGAGACGUCCGAGUUUGAGAUCGUGGUGAUCCUGGAGGGGAUGGUGGAGGCCACGGCCAUGACCACCCAGUGCCGCAGCUCCUACCUGGCCAGCGAGAUCCUCUGGGGCCACCGCUUUGACCCAGUGCUCUUCGAGGAGAAGAGCUACUACAAGGUGGACUAUUCUCGCUUUCAUAAGACUUACGAGGUGCCCAGCACUCCGCUGUGCAGUGCCAGAGACCUGGCAGAGAAAAAAUACAUCCUGUCCAGCUCCAACUCCUUCUGUUACGAGAACGAGGUGGCGCUGACUAACAAAGAGGAGACGGACGAGGGGAACGGGGGUAGCGUGGGCCCAGACGUAACUCACACAGACAAUAUCUCAGACUCUGCGCAUCACCAGGCCACUGUGCCACUAGAGCCCAGGCCCCUGAGGCGAGAAUCUGAAAUAUAACUGUGCAGAGACUUCAAACCACCUCACAGAGAAGACGUUUCUGAUUCUAGAAUCACGUCUUGUUGUUCUAAAAGGCACAUUGAGCUGAGCUGGGCCUUGUGUAAAGGACAGAUUCAUGCCGACGGUACUGCUGUGGGAAGGGGGUAGC